Messenger RNA from Macrosiphum euphorbiae (potato aphid), 297 nucleotides. The record is from the annotation of a GenBank genome assembly. Lineage: Eukaryota; Metazoa; Arthropoda; Insecta; Hemiptera; Aphididae.
AUGUACACAAAUGAUGACAGAUUUCAUGUAAUGCAUGCAGACAACGCAGAUAAUUGGGAUUUACAGAUCAAAUAUGUGCAAAAGAGGGAUGCUGGUUCAUAUGAAUGCCAGGUGGCGAUGGGAACGGGUAUUGCUUCGCAUUACUAUAACUUGGAUGUGAUCGUACCAACGGCUCGAAUUCUAGGAAGAGAAGAGUACCAUAUCGGAAAAGGAAGCACAAUAAAUCUUAUUUGCGUCAUUGAAAAUGUAAGUUUUAAUUUAUUAGAUUCUACUAUAAUGUAUAUAAAAAAGUUUUAA